This is a messenger RNA of Stegastes partitus (bicolor damselfish), 3066 nucleotides long. Its product is annotated as sodium- and chloride-dependent GABA transporter 2-like. Gene Ontology annotation, biological process: amino acid transport; nitrogen compound transport; sodium ion transmembrane transport. Gene Ontology annotation, molecular function: gamma-aminobutyric acid:sodium:chloride symporter activity. The transcript has 15 exons. Gene Ontology annotation, cellular component: cell projection; plasma membrane. Bases 48 to 1910 code for a protein of 620 amino acids. The record is from RefSeq and is a predicted model, not a curated record. Lineage: Eukaryota; Metazoa; Chordata; Actinopteri; Pomacentridae.
GUAUUUGAUGCCACACUCUCUUCUGGAGACUGUCAUUUCACAACAUUAUGAAAGGACACACAGGUGAUAUGGAGAACACGUCCAAGGUGGAACCCUCCAAUGGGCACAGCAGGCCUCUGGACAUCGUGCCGAGUACAGAGGAGAAGAUGACGGACAGGGGUCAGUGGGGCAACAAGAUCGAGUUUGUUCUGUCAGUGGCUGGAGAAAUUAUUGGCCUGGGGAAUGUGUGGCGUUUCCCUUACCUUUGCUAUAAGAAUGGGGGAGGUGCCUUUUUUAUACCAUAUCUAAUCUUCCUGUUUGCUUGUGGGAUCCCCGUCUUCUUCCUGGAGACGGCUCUGGGUCAGUACACCAGUGAGGGAGGCAUCACUUGCUGGAGGAAAAUCUGUCCACUGUUUGAAGGAAUCGGUUAUGCCACCCAAGUGAUUGUCGCUCUGCUGAACAUCUACUACAUCGUCGUGUUAGCAUGGGCCAUCUUCUUUCUGUCCAACUCCUUCACCUGGGAUCUGCCCUGGGCGUCCUGCAACAAUAGCUGGAACACACAUUCCUGUAUGGCAUUUCAGAGGGGGAAUAGCUCCAUCAAUCACCAUGAGAAUGCCACCUCUCCUGUCAUUGAGUUCUGGGAACACAGAGUACUGAGAAUUUCCUCAGGUAUUCACCACAUUGGCUCUCUGAACUGGGAUCUGGUAAUCUGUCUAGCCGUUGCAUGGGUCAUCUGCUACUUCUGCAUCUGGAAGGGAGUCAAAUCCACCGGCAAGGUGGUUUACUUCACAGCCACCUUCCCUUAUGUGAUGCUACUGAUCCUACUGGUCAGAGGAGUGACCCUGCCGGGAGCCUCCAGGGGAAUCCACUUCUACCUUUACCCUGAUUUGGGACGACUAUCUGACCCACAAGUAUGGAUGGAUGCUGGAACUCAGAUCUUCUUCUCUUAUGCCAUCUGCUUGGGCUGCCUCACCGCUCUGGGGAGCUACAACAAAUACAACAACAACUGCUACAAGGAUUGUCUGUCCCUCUGUUUCCUAAACAGUGGGACCAGUUUUAUUGCAGGUUUUGCCAUCUUCUCCAUCCUGGGCUUCAUGUCUUAUGAACAAAAUGUGCCCAUCUCAGAAGUAGCUGAAUCUGGUCCAGGCUUGGCUUUCAUAGCCUAUCCCCGUGCUGUGACCAUGAUGCCUUUUUCCCCUCUGUGGGCCUGCUGCUUCUUUAUUAUGAUCGUCUUCCUGGGACUGGACAGUCAGUUUGUGUGUGUGGAGAGCCUGGUGACAGCCAUGGUGGACAUGUAUCCCUCCACCUUCCGCCGCAAGAACCGCAGGGAGCUCUUUAUCCUGGCUGUAGCUGUGGUAUCCUUCCUCAUGGGGCUCAUCAUGCUGACAGAGGGAGGCAUGUACGUCUUCCAGCUCUUUGACUACUACGCAGCCAGUGGGAUGUGCCUGCUUUUUGUGGCUGUAUUUGAGACAGUGUGCAUUGCCUGGAUUUAUGGUGCAGAUCGUUUCUAUGACAACGUAGAGGAUAUGAUUGGAUAUCGCCCCAGCCCUGUCAUCAAAUACUGCUGGCUUUUCUUCACCCCUGCAACAUGCUUCAGUACCUUCGCCUUUGCAUUGAUUAAAUACUCACCUCUGAAGUACAACAAUGAAUAUGUGUACCCAUGGUGGGGGAAUGGGAUCGGCUGGAUCCUGGCUCUGUCCUCCAUGCUUUGUAUCCCUCUCUGGGUGGCAGCGAAACUGUACUACACCCCAGGAACAAUCAGAGAACGCCUUAUUCUCUUGACCACUCCUUCCACUGACUUACCGAAGACCAAGCAGGAGCAGGAGAGGCUGCUGGCCAUCUUUGCAGCAGACGGUGACAGCCUCCAUCAGAAAGCACCUGCCACUAAGGAUGGCUACUUCCCAGUGGAUGAAAAGGAAUCUAACUGCUAGAGACUUGAGGACAGCUCUCUCUACAAUACCUCACCUGACAAGGUGGUGAAACAGGUGCAGAUGCAGACUCACCUGCAAUUGCCUUCUUGCUGCUGGAGCUUUCUCCUUUUUUUUAAGGUGCCUUCAACGUACCGUAUGACGGCAACAGCAUUCGUACUUAAAGAGUUUCAUCCUUUUUUUAGGACAUUGGAUAACAUCUCAUUUGCCAGUGGCAGAGUAGCAUGUACAUUUGAAAAUGUGACAACUGUUGUUACACAGUGGCUAAGAUUUUUUUUUUUACAUUUGAUCAUGUCUGCUUUCUAAGGAAGCAUUUUCUUCUGUUAUGGACAUCUCUAAUGUUCAGUUAGUCUGACAUGACAUUACAGUUCAUUUCUUGAUUUUAACAGCUGUCUGCAACAGAUGGAACGCAGAGGGAGGAACAUGAGUGCACAGAUCGUAAAAGUUAAUAAAGUCUAUUUCUUUUAAAAUCAUUUUCUAAUAUAUAAACAGAGUACAUCUAUAAUGUGUACUCAGUUCUAUCAUGCUGACAGCAUUGUUUUUACCAUACAGUAGAGAGCUAUCAUCUCAGGAUGUAAAACAUUCUAAUAAGUACAUUCUUACAAAAAUAUACUAACUGCCAGUGCUUAAGAAUGCAAGAAACGGAUGUUAAAUUUACACUGAGCUGAAGUGACCUCAAAUCAGCUUAUUUAAACUUCACUGUUUCUUGUUUCUUUCAAAAUAAUAUGAUUGUGGCAACUGAUUAAAUGUUUUCUGUCUCCUUCAUUGGGCUUUGCAGAGUCACAUGGAUAUUUUACCCUUUUUUCAGUCUUUUGAUAUUGACAUGAUUUUAAUCUAGUUGGGUUUGCCUUAUCUCUAAUGCACUGUACUGUAUUAAAAUAAAAAUGUUAAGUGCCUGAAGAAGACGGUUGUGCCACUUAGAUACUAUAAGCUAGGGGGGCUGGUUGAAGGGUUUCAUUCCAAAAAGAACAUUUCACUUGCCAUCUUUUUUUUUUCUCUUGUCUUUGCUGUAAGAAACUUCAUCCUGUGUUUCUUUAGAUGUCGGAAUGAAUAUAUGAUCAUUGAUUACUUAUAAAGAACACUUUUAGAUGUGUAACUUUUAUACUCUAAAACAUUUUUUUUUAUGACUGAAUAAAGAUACCUUCAUUUGAAACAUGCA